This is a messenger RNA of Orycteropus afer afer, 1196 nucleotides long. It is a transcript of the gene DSCC1, whose product is annotated as DNA replication and sister chromatid cohesion 1. Gene Ontology annotation, cellular component: chromosome, centromeric region; nucleus; chromatin. The record is from RefSeq and is a predicted model, not a curated record. Gene Ontology annotation, biological process: maintenance of mitotic sister chromatid cohesion; mitotic sister chromatid cohesion. NCBI's taxonomy places the organism in Eukaryota, Metazoa, Chordata, Mammalia, Tubulidentata, Orycteropodidae.
GCCCCUGCGCAGCGAUGAAGAGGACCCGUGAGGAGGUGGACGCUACGCUGCACGUGGCCAAGCUGAACGCAGCCGAGCUGCUCCCGGCCGUGCAUUGCCUGGCCUUCGGACCCAGGGCCAGCGGCGCCGCUGCCGGCGACUUCUGCCUGCUGGAGCUGGAGCCUGCGCUGUGCCAGCAGCUGGAGGCUGGACACAGUCUUGUGAUUCGUGGUGAUAAAGAUGAACAGGCUGUGCUAUGCAGUCAGGAUAAAACAUAUGACUUGAAAAUAGCAGAUACUUCAAAUAUGUUGCUUUUUAUUCCUGGUUGUAAAACUCCAGACCAACUGAAGACAGAAGAAACACAAUGUAACAUUAUUCACACUGAGAUUUUCGGUUUUUCUAACAAUUACUGGGAAUUAAGAAGAUGUAGACCUAAAUUAAAGAAGCUGAAGAAACUUUUAAUGCAAAAUUCCUAUGAAGGACCCGACAGUCAAAAAGAAAAGGAUUCAGAUCACCCAAAAUAUACAACUGCAGAUUUGCUUGAUCAAAUUCAGGCAAGUGAGGAAGAAAUAAUGACACAGUUACAAGUUCUAAAUGCCUGCGAAAUUGGAGGUUAUUGGCGGAUUCUUGAAUUUGAUUAUGAGAUGAAACUUCUGAAUCAUAUAACUCAGCUUGUGGAUUCUGAAUCGUGGUCUUUUAGUAAAGUUCCUUUGAAUACCUGCCUUCAGGAACUUGGCCCACUGGAACCAGCGGAAAUGAUAGAACACUGUCUUAAAUGUUAUGGAAAGGAAUAUAUAGAUGAAGGUGAAGUUUAUUUUGAAUUGAAUGCUGAUAAUAUCUGCAGAGCCACAGCACAAAUGCUACUUCAGAAUGCAGUGAAGUUCAAUCUCGCUGAGUUUCAAGAGGUUUGGCAACAGAGUGUUCCUGAAGGGAUGGUAACAAGGCUUGAUCAGCUUAAGGGUUUAGCACUUGUGGAUAGACACACGAGACCAGAAAUCAUAUUUUUAUUGAAAGUAGCUGAUCUGCCGGAGGAUGAUCAGGCACGUUUUAACAGUCUGUUCUCUCUAAGGGAGAAAUGGACAGAAGAAGAUAUUGCUCCGUAUAUUCAAGAUUUGUGUGGAGAGAAGCAAACCAUAGGAGCAUUACUCACCAAGUAUUCUCGUUCUUCAAUGCAAAAUGGUGUUAAAGUUUAUAAUUCAAGAAGACCCCUUUCUUAA